AUGCGGGCUGCUGCUUUGAGUCGGAUGCUCGCGCUCGUGCUCGUGCCUGUGCUCUUUCCUUCCACGAGGAUGCCCCCUUCUUUGUCAGAAGCCCUGCAACCUGGCUGCUGCUGCUGCUCCAACGGGCAGUCACAUCUGCACCUUGAUUCAUUGAAUCAGCAUCAGUUCUCUCAGCUUCUCUCUCACCUCGAUACCCGGAUACUUGGGAACGCGCCUGCCUCCCAUUUCACGUCGUCAAGACGGAUCCAACUGACCGACCAGCGGGCUGAGGCAAUCUGGGAGCACUCAUUCUCGGGGAGGAUCUGCGCUACCAACCCUCGUCUCGACUGCAGCUCGACCGUUCACCAUCGCCGGCCUUGCCCGCCUCGGCCAGACGUUAUGACACGUAACUCGGACUUCGUGGAUGUCGAUCCGUGGGAGACCCAGGACAAGGAGGAUACGGCCGAAGCUUAUUACAACCAGCCUCUCCGCCAGAAGCACCGCAUACUGGCCGAUGAGAACCUCAGACUCAAGCGACUGCUCAGAGAAAACGGCAUUACAUGGUCGCCCAUUGCCACAGCUCACAUUCAUGCCGUGAAGCAUGGAAACUCGGGGCGCAUGACCCGCCGCCGCUCUCUCGCCGCCGCCCCGACGAACCCAUAUCUGCCUACUGAGGUUCUGCUUCGCAUACUCAAGUAUGCACUCACAGCGCCCCUCUCGAUCUUUGACCCCCUCUCCAAGCUGAGGCCGGACACCGUCACCGCCGAAGAGAAGGCACGUGGGAACCAGAUCGCCAUUCAUUUUCUCGCCACCUGCAGAGCCAUGCACACGGAAGGAACCCGCAUUCUGUGGGGUCAUAAUUCCUUCACGUUCACGAGCCCCGAGGCCCUCCGUAAUUUUGCCGAGCUUGACGUGAACCAUCGAAAGGGCAUCAAAAGUGUCACGUUCCGCAUCAUUGCCCAAUUCUACGACGACAAGAAGCGUCCCGACAAACUUCCCAUGUUUGGAAACGACAUGCACAAUAUGGCCUCACAUGAGUUGGGAUGUUCUUUGAAUGAACUCUACGUGACUGGCCUCCCCAUCGACGACCCCGGAGUCAAGGCCUCCGCCGAGCUUACUGGUCUCCUACGGGAUGAGGGUCUUUACAUGACGGGAGUGCCUGCCUAUGUGCAGACUAAGCGAGGGGUUCUUUCACUCAGCGGCCAUCCCAUCUGUGCUCGAGUGAUCCGCGCCUACAAGUCCCUUCGUGUCGGUUCGCUGGGCACAUCUGCCGUUCCGAUCGAUGAUGAACUCAGCGAUAGCGAAGAUACCGACUUUGACGCCUUGGACGGGUCCGGCUUGGACGCUCAUCACUCGCAUAUCCCCACAAUGCCUUCUGCUCCUGCCCAGGAAGGCCAUCCGACCUCUCAUCGAGAGGACAAGGUCAUCUGGAAGCGGGUUCCAAUCUCGCGCAACUCCGGGGAGCGGAGAUGGGUUGAGUUUUGCCGCAGUAGUGGGUAUCCCAUCGAACCACCCGCUGAUAAGAAUGGGAAUGACGAUGAUGAAGAGGAUGAGGAUGAGGACAGCAUCAGCAUCUGUCCUUGCUGCGGCGAGCCUCAUCCCGGCACCUUCCUUGAUCAGCUUUUGGAUGAGGCCGACUGA
Molecule: messenger RNA, 1620 nt
Organism: Verticillium alfalfae VaMs.102
Lineage: Eukaryota; Fungi; Ascomycota; Sordariomycetes; Glomerellales; Plectosphaerellaceae
Exons: 4
Coding region: 1-1620 (539 amino acids)
Source: RefSeq, a predicted model, not a curated record